AUGUUCAGAAAUUGCGUUACAAGGAGCGCAAGACUGGCAGCAAGGAGCAGCUCGAUUACGUGGCAACCAAGACUGAGCGGGCCAUCUUUCAUAAGGUUCAAGUCCUCUGUGCCACAGCCGGGUUUAAAUACAGAGAUUCAGACACAGCUGCCAUCUCUCGAUGAAAUUUCUGGGGCUACUGACGCUGCAGCAUCAUUGGCAGACCAAGCCUCUCAAGUUGUCGGAGAAGCUUCGAACCACAUUGGGUAUCUUAGCAGCAUAGGGCUUGCCAAGUCUUGGUGGUGGCCUCCCGAUUUGAUCCAGAAUAUUAUGGAGCAGAUUCACGUGUACACUGGGCUACCUUGGUGGGGAACAAUUGUGACUACAACGGUUAUAGUCCGUUUGCUGAUGUUUCCUCUAUAUGUGAAAUCUUCAGACACUAUAGCGCGUAAUUCAAAGAUAAAACCAGAGCUAGACGCUAUCAAUUCAGAAUUGAUGGGGACUACAGACAUGGUCGAAGCUCAACGAGUUGCUUUGAGAAGAAAGAAACUCAUGGCUGAGAAUGGGAUCAAAAACAGGUACCUAGCAGCUCCAAUGCUUCAGGUGCCCGUUGCUUUGGGAUUCUUUUCCGGAAUCAGGCAAAUGGCAAACUACCCAGUAGACGGUUUUACUAAUCAGGGCCUCGCUUGGUUCCAAGAUCUUUCGUUGGCGGACCCCUACCUGGGUCUCCAAGUAAUCACUGCUUCAGUAUUCAUCUCCUUUACCAGGCUGGGAGGCGAAACAGGCGCUCAACAAUUUUCCCCCGCCAUGAAGAAUUUCUUCACUGUUAUGCCGCUUUUAUCAAUUCCCGCCACUAUGAAUCUUGCAUCUGGUGUCGUGUUAUACUUCGCUGUCAACGGUGCAUGCUCUGUGCUACAGACCCUUGUUCUGAGGAACAAGUGGAUAAGAAAGAAGUUGGAUAUUGCUGACGUUGUCAAGCGCCCGGCGUCAACUACUGGCCCCGCAAAAGGUAUCAUUGAGACGUUCAAAGAAAAUAUGAAUAAGGCCAGAGAGCAAGCAGAAAGAAGGCAGUUAAUGCAAGACAAUGAGAAGAAGCUGCAAGAAGCCGCGAAAGAGCAAAAGUCCAAUUCCGCAAUCAAAAUCGUCCGCAAAUCCGAUCUAAAGAGGAAAUGA
This is a messenger RNA of Lachancea thermotolerans CBS 6340, 1152 nucleotides long. RefSeq names its product membrane insertase OXA1 (gene OXA1). The record is from RefSeq and is a predicted model, not a curated record. Lineage: Eukaryota; Fungi; Ascomycota; Saccharomycetes; Saccharomycetales; Saccharomycetaceae. Gene Ontology annotation, molecular function: membrane insertase activity. The coding region runs from base 1 to 1152 and encodes 383 amino acids. The transcript is spliced from 2 exons. Gene Ontology annotation, biological process: protein insertion into mitochondrial inner membrane from matrix; mitochondrial respiratory chain complex IV assembly. Gene Ontology annotation, cellular component: mitochondrial inner membrane.